Messenger RNA from Onychostoma macrolepis, 3888 nucleotides. RefSeq lists its product as uncharacterized. The transcript has 4 exons. Lineage: Eukaryota; Metazoa; Chordata; Actinopteri; Cypriniformes; Cyprinidae. Bases 2376 to 3329 code for a protein of 317 amino acids. Gene Ontology annotation, molecular function: DNA-binding transcription factor activity, RNA polymerase II-specific; RNA polymerase II cis-regulatory region sequence-specific DNA binding. Gene Ontology annotation, cellular component: nucleus. Gene Ontology annotation, biological process: epidermal cell differentiation; regulation of transcription by RNA polymerase II. The record is from RefSeq and is a predicted model, not a curated record.
CCUGUGCUGCUUAUGACUGCUUUUGUACUCCAGGGUCACAUAUUAUGAACGCUUUACAUGUAUGCAUUUGUCAGAUGCUGUUACCAAAAGCAAAAUGGCUUUUUAUUAAGAAAAAUCUAAAGUAGGCCUGGUGUUUAAUUCAUUUUAACCUUAGUGUACUGUUAUUAACCCUGUCCAAAUGAUGCCUGAUAGUGAAAUAAAGCAAUCGGAGUGAUGCAAAAUAUCAUUUCAAAGUCAUAAAGUGACCUAAUCGAUACAAAUCCACCAUAUAUUCCUCAAAACCGGAUUCAGAUUGAAGUGCUUCAUUUGCAUUGUAAAAAGUCCUGACGUUGCCGAAGCACUGGAAACAUUAAAAGAGGCUCGUGCUGCAGGACUCUUGGCUGUGUUUGUGUCCAGCGGGUGUGGUUCAUAUUACAAACAGAGACAUUUUCCAGUCAAACGCUGUGCCCAAGCUUCUUCAUGUCUGAGCAGGCCAGCGCUCACAGAAACAUGCAAAUGAGUGUGCAUUGUAAGCGAGGACUGUUUGACGUGUGUCUCCUGUCGGCUGUGUACGGUUCGGCUCCCAGCAAGCUCGGCACAGAUUCGCUCCUGCUCUCCCUCAACACAUUUGCAUACAGUUACAGCGAGUGUGUGCAUGACGGUAUCUAGUGUACCUGUGUGUCCUUCAGCAGCACAACAUGAACACAGCAAUGAACAUCAGCCUUCUGCAUAAACCAAGUCAAGUCACCAUUAUUUAUAAAGCACUUUUUACAAUGCAACCACACAGUUUAUAAAGGCACAACCAGGCUUUAUCUGCUGUUCAGAAUCCAGUGCAAUGCAGUGUUAUUUUAGUAUCUGUUUUUAUUCAUCUUUUUUUAUAUAUAUAUUUUCUGUUUUCGAUGUUAAUAUUAAAUGUGUAUUAAUUUUGUUGUGUUUUGUCAUUUUUAUUAUUUUUAAUAUAACAAUUGUAUUAUUUUUUAAAUGUCAGAUUUUGAUUGCCUUUGUUUCCAGUUAUUUUAGUGCUUCAACUUGAACUCAUUUCAGCGAGCUUUUAAGGGUGUCUAUAUAUUUUUAUUUCAGUUUCUUUAUUCAGUGUAAAUGAGUGUGAAUAAAUUAUUGUUGUUGUUGUUUUUAAUAUUACUAUCCGAUUAAUUUUUAUGCCGGUUUUAGUUCUGACACAUUUCAAGUUAGUUAUUUUAGUCAUUCAACUAAAACUCAUUUCAAAUGGUUUUUAAAUGUCUAUAUAGUUUUUGUUUUUAUUUAAUGUUUCAAUUGUUUUAGAUUUUUAUUUUGAUUUCAGAGUUAACAUUAAUUUCAAUUAACAUUUUUUUAAUUUUAAUUUUUUAUUCAUUUUGUUGUUGUGUUUUUGUCUUUUUUAUUAUCAUUAUUUGUAUAUACCUUUUUUUUUUUGUAAUUUCAGCUUUAUUUGUAUUUUCCAGUUCAGUGCAAUUUUAGUGUUUCACUGUAAUCUCAUUUCAGUUUGUUUUUUAAUGUCUACAGUUUUUAUUCCAAUUUAAAUUUUAGUACAUCAAUUUAAACUAUAUGAAAAUAAGAGAUGUUGCCUUGGUAUACAGCUUAAAUAAAAUGUUUAUUUUGAUUUCAGAGUUAACAUUCAUUUCAAUGAACAAUCACUGAGUAAUAUUUUCAAUUAGUUUUUCUUUUAAAAUCAGUUUCUCAUUUUAAUGUCACUUAUUUUUUUAUUCAUUUUGUUGUGACUUUUUGUCCUUUUUAUUAUCAUUACUUUUACUGUACUUUGUUAAUUUCAGCUUUAGGCUUAUUUUCCAGUUCUGUGCAAUUUUAGUGCUUCUCAUUUCAGUUCGUUUACACAGCUUAGUUGCCAUCGUUUCAGCGCAUCGGCUUAAAGUAAAUGAAAAUGAGAAAUAUGGUUUUUAGAUGUAUUUAUUUCAGAGUUAACGUCUCUAUGCAGCAGCUUAUUUGCACUGUUUUUGUCACAGAUGCCGUUAGACUGACAGAUAACUGAUGGUGAAGCUUUUGACAUGUGAAGAAGAAUAGCACACCUGUUAGGACUAGAGAAAGCCAUUCAAGCUCUUCGACCGGGAGGUUAACAGAUAGUCAACAGUAAAGCAGGCGAUUUGAAUUGCUUUUGUCCCAGUUUAGGUGACAUAAACCCGACAGACAAUCAACUGGAACGUGAAAUAAAAGCAACAUUUUCCUAGCAGUGCGGCUGAGCUUGCUGUGCCCUUCAGCCCCGCGCCACCGGAGGACCAUUUGCAUGGCAGGUCCAGUUAAAUGAGGAGACCAGAUUCUCUCUACCUGGCAUGCAAACCAGCGGAGCAGCAGUUAAAGCACAGGUGUGUCCUCCUCUCUCCAGAGAUAUGGAAAUCAUCCGCUCUCAGAUUGACUCUCUAGACAGCAAGCCGUAAAGCAGUCUGGAGAUGCCUCGCUCGUUCCUGGUCAAGAGAAAGCAGUCGGCCUGCGCCGGAUGGCAGUGGAAGGAGCCGGAGCCCUGCUUCAGUCCAAACACAGGUAGGCUACCCAAAAACACCAUCAGACCGCCUUCAACCGUUCCCCUCGUGGCCUCCAAACCUGAGCGCACUUCUUCUGCGCAACACAAACGAAGAGAAACCUUCUGCAAGAAAGUCAAAGUGUUUGAACGACGACACGACGACCGAUUUUUAAACAUGAACUCGCUCUCAUGCCAUCCACAAACACACACCUGCUCUGGAGCGUCACAGGGAGGAUUAUGGGAUGGAGAGAGUUCAGCCGUCACACAGUUCUCUUCCUCCUCCUGCACUGGCCUCAGUGCCGGUGAACAAGGUGAAGAUGCGCUGCAGAUCCUCAGGGUUUGGACCUGCAUCUUCAGGAAGCUCAUGUGUCUCUCGCUCUGCUUCCAGGCGCGUGAAUCCGGCGGCUCGUCUGAGUUCCUGUGCUCCGUGUGUCAUAAAGUGUUUCCCCUGCAGCGCAUGCUGACGCGUCACCUGAAGUGCCACAGUAUGAUCAAGAGACACCCCUGCAGGUUCUGCGGGAAGGGCUUCAACGACACCUUCGACCUGAAGAGACACAUGCGAACACACACCGGUAUCCGUCCGUACCGCUGUGAUCUGUGUGAGAAAGCCUUCACGCAACGCUGCUCUCUGGAGUCUCACCUGCGGAAGAUCCACGGCGUCCGGCAGCAGUACGCAUACCGCCAGCGGCGCUCCAAGAUCUUCGUGUGCGAGGACUGCGGCUUCACCUCCAACCGGCCGGACGAAUACUUUCUCCACGUCAGACAGCAGCACCCCAGCAGCCCGGUGCUGCGCCGUUAUUACCGCAAACACAUGCUGGAGAGCCCAGCGCAGCACAGCAUCGCCCCCUUCAUGCUGUACCCCGCCGCCGGACUCUACAUGUGAAGCACAGCGCCACCUUCAGUGUGUGUGCAUACCAGCGCUGGAACCGCCAUACACUGUAAAACAAAUUCCGUAGAAUUUACGGUAGAAAACUGGUUGCCAGAAUUUUACCGUAAAAAAUACAGUAGCAACAUUUACGGAUUUAACUUAAAUGUACACUUACAGUUUUUUUCAACUGCUUACACACAAAAUCUUUACUUGUCACACAAUUUCUGAAAGCUGACACUCAAACAACAGAAGAACACACUAUACACUAAUUCUUGGCCUUUGACUUUAUGCACUUUUUUCAAAACACAAAACACUAAAAUCUGACAGGAAGUAUCUUGAUUUUCUUUUUACAACACAAGCAAUCAGAACGACACCCUAAUUUAUCACUAACUCCUCACAUGUGCUUCACUGAACACCAAGAAAUCAUUGGCAGAGGUGUUGCAACAUAAGACAAAUUUUUGCUUUUGAGAUGUGUUUGUGAUAUUUUAAAUGCAGUGCUUAAUUUUUAAAGAGAUGUAAAUUCAAUUCUUGGAUUUGUGUGUAAAGUUUUGGAAAAAAAGAGGCAAAGUUUUGA